CAGAUCCUCCAGUUUUCAGUUUUUAAAUUUGCCUCUCUUGUGCGCAUCAAAGUUAAUAGCAGCUGCCAUGGACAAUAGAAUUGAAUCUUCUGAAACUCUAAGGAACAAGUGUGGUGCAUGCUUCAGACAGUUUAACAAAGUGGAGCACUUGGUGGAUCACAUGAGGACCUCAUAUCACUCGGUUCAUGAGCCCAUGUGUGGAAUCUGUAGAAAGCAUUGCCGCUCUUUCGAAUCAUUAAGGGAGCAUCUUAUAGGCCCACUGCCAAAGGUGGAAUGUGCAAGAAUAUUUGGCGUCAGAGGAUGCAACAUCUGCUUAACCAUUCUCGACACCCCUAAUUCUCUUAGGGCUCACCGAGGAGCAUGCCAACUCUCCCGAGUGUCUCCCCAGGGUUUGCUUUCUCGAAUGUCCAACUUGGGAAUAAAAGACGAUCUUCUCAAAGUGGAUGGUGGAAGGAUAAGAGGUCCACAAGUAGUUGCACUAGGUUGCAAAAUGGUUGGUGGUGGCCGUGAUGGCUCACUGGAUCUCUGUGCUAGAGUUUGCCUCAUUGAUCAAGAUGAAAACAUCAUCUUCCAUUCUUAUGUGAAACCACAGAUUCCUGUCACCAACUACAGGUAUGAAACUACCGGCAUCCGCCCAGAACAUCUGAGAGAUGCAAUGCCACUGAAGCAAGUGCAAAGGAAGGUUCAAGACUUCCUGUGCAAUGGCGAACCAAUGUGGAAGAUUCGUUCCAGAAGUGGGAAAGCAAGGAUUCUUGUAGGCCAUGGCUUGGAUCAUGAACUUGAGCGCUUAGGAAUCGAGUAUCCUGCACACAUGAUCAGGGAUACAGCCAAAUACCCUCCCCUGAUGAAAACAAGCAAGCUCAGCAACUCACUCAAGUACCUUACUCAAGCAUAUCUUGGGUAUGAUAUCCAAACUGGAAUACAAGACCCGUAUGAGGAUUGUGUGGCUACGAUGAGACUUUACAUGAGAAUGAAAUCAAAAGUUCACCAGAUGGAAGAGUACCCGCUUGCUACGGAUGCACAAAAUCGCAACAACUUCGCUGUUUGGAGGCAGAACGAGCUCGAGAGGAUGACACCUGAUGAGCUAUUGGCCAUAUCAAGGUCCGACUACUACUGCUGGUGCUUGGAUUCCAUUAAUGUGCCAGAACAGUGAGCACCUCUGCUUGUUUAUCCGAUGCGUCAUAAGAAACAAUAUAAUAAGAUAUG
Messenger RNA from Nelumbo nucifera (sacred lotus), 1206 nucleotides. RefSeq lists its product as uncharacterized. Gene Ontology annotation, molecular function: nucleic acid binding; 3'-5' exonuclease activity. The record is from RefSeq and is a predicted model, not a curated record. Lineage: Eukaryota; Viridiplantae; Streptophyta; Magnoliopsida; Proteales; Nelumbonaceae. Gene Ontology annotation, cellular component: nucleus. Gene Ontology annotation, biological process: rRNA processing.